Messenger RNA from Osmerus eperlanus (European smelt), 2707 nucleotides. RefSeq names its product calcium binding and coiled-coil domain 1b (gene calcoco1b). The transcript is spliced from 13 exons. NCBI's taxonomy places the organism in Eukaryota, Metazoa, Chordata, Actinopteri, Osmeriformes, Osmeridae. Bases 133 to 1575 code for a protein of 480 amino acids. Gene Ontology annotation, molecular function: transcription coactivator activity. Gene Ontology annotation, biological process: positive regulation of transcription by RNA polymerase II. The record is from RefSeq and is a predicted model, not a curated record.
AAAGGAGAGGACAAGUAACUCUUCCACUUAAAUGAUCAGAGUAGACAAACAACACUAAUCAGUCUGUGGUAAAAAGAAAAAUUCAUCGGAAAACUUGAAUAUCAACUUGAGAGUGCCCAGUUACUCAGAGCCAUGGAGACACAGUCCAGGGUGAUGUUUAGGAAUGUUGGGCAGUUGUAUUUCCCUGAAAGUAGAGUGGAGUGCCACUACAGUUUAACCUCCAAACACCAGUGGUCCAAUAAAGACUGGAUAGGGAUGUUCAAGGUGGGUUGGUCAUCAGUGAAGGACUACUACACCUUCUCUUGGGCCCUUGCUCCUGAAGGUUACAUUGAAGGAACCAAUGUCAAUUGCUGUGUACAUUUCCAAGCUUUUUACCUCCCCCAGCCUAGUGAGGUGGAGUACCAGUUUGUGUAUGUGGACGAGAAUGGGAAGAUUUGUGGCUGCAGUCGACAGUUCACUUUCUGUGCUCCCAAACCCCUGGAUGAGCUGGAGACUCUGGAGGAGGAAAGGGAUGGAGACGAGGAGGGGGAUGGAGAGAUGGAGGACCUGCUUCUGGUGGUACCCAGGGCUCAGCUCCUGCAGAGCCGUCUGGAAGAAUGCCUGAGAGAACGAGAAAACUUACAACUGGCCCUGGAGAAAUCCAAGAAAGAGAAGGAAAUUGAGAUAGAAAAAAUUGAGAAGGCAAAGAUGGAGUGGGAGAAAGAGAAAGAGGAGAUGAAGGAGGGGAUGAAGGACCUGAGGGGAAACCUUAAACACAGCUGGGACAAGAUAGAGAAGAUCGAGGGGAAACACAAGGAUGUGCAGUAUUCGCAGGAAACCUUGUCCACUGAGCUCAGUGGCCUAUUGGCUGCAAAAACUGAAAGUAAGCAGAAAAUCAGAGAGCUGGAAGAUGACAUCACGGCUUUGACUGGUAGAGGGAAGGAGACCGAGGCUGAACUGGAAAGAAUGAAGGAGAGAGUGAAAAAGAUGUACAUUCAAAGGAGGGAUGAAGAGCUGGAGAAAAAGAAUUUGCAUAUAGAGAACCAUGAAGCCCUGGAGGAACUGCGGGGGCUGCGGGAUCGUCUGCAGGCCAGUGAGCGGGGGGCAGAGGCUCUGCGCCGGGAACUGUGUGAGCUGGGGGUUCAGCAGAGCCACACCCACGCUGAGCUGCACCAGAUGCGUCUGCAGGCCGCACAGCUGACCCUGCAGUUGUCUGAAACCAACCUGUCCCUUCGGGAGGGGCGUGCCAACUGGGCCCAAGAGAGAGAGGCCUUCAAACAGGCUGCAGAGACUGAUAAAGACAGAAUCCAGAAGAUGAGUCGGGAGGCCCAGCGUAAGGAAGAGUGGCUGCAGGAAGAGAGGCUGGAAAGAGAGAAGCUAGAAGUGGAGCUCAACAGGGAGAAGGAUUGCAACAGGGUGCAACUCAGCAAUGCACGCAAGGAGGUGCAGGAGCUGAGGACCGGUCUGAGGAUUCAAGAGAAGGAAGGAGAACUGCAGACCAUGGAAAAACAGGCAAGGAUGCAAUGCUCUGAUGAGGACAUGUUUGAGUUUCUCAUGUCAACAGAGAUUGUACCUUUUUUUAUUUUGUCUGUUUAAAUGAUUUUGUGGUUUUCAUACUACAUUUAUUUUCUGUCCUUCAAUGACACACACACACACACACAGGACAUGCUGGACUACAUACGUCAGUUAGAGCAGAGACUGGAGACUGUGGCAGAUGACAGAUGGACUGAAGCAGCUUUACUCUCAUCCACUCCUGAAUCCUUACCUGAGGAGGACUUGCCCCCAGCUGGGGCCCUGGUCCUGUCCCCCUACGAUGAUUACCCUGACAGGGUGAACAGCCCAACCCAGCCAGACUCCCUCCAUCACAACAAGUCAGACGACAAAUAUAUGGAAAAGGACGAGAUGGAGCCACAUCACAGCCAGAGAUGUAGUGAGGAGAAGCCUCUGAUUCUGUCUGACCACACUGACUCCAUCCUGAGUGAACUAGCAGACUCCCCAUUGUGGUAACUGUCAGAUUGGGAUAAAGGGAACACGGCAACGUCAAAGCUGCAGACAUCAACAUCUCUAGUAAUAUGCAAUGGUAACUUCUACAAAUCCCAUUUUUCAAAUAAUGUGUGACAACUGAGUUUUUUUUAUGAGUUUGGUUGUUAGGUGUCUUUCUUUAUUGAUUUAUAGAGGACUUUCAGGGUUCUUUUUAGAAAUAGUGUAUGAAAUGAAUUAGGCUAUUAUCUUAAUUUACCUCAUAAACAUAUUGAGGAUAUUCAAAGAAUAUAGCAUAAAAUGCUUACCUUAUAUGUUAUCUGUUUUUAAUAGCUUUUAAGUUGUGCUAUUACAUAGAAUAUAUUAUUAACAUGUAUUACAGAUGUGAUGAGGCAACACUUUACAUUAACAUUUGGAGUCUAUUGUCAGCUUCUGAACAUGAAGAAGAUAACAUUCUACAUGUGAGUGUUCAUGGGAUAAAUAGGACUUGACUAAUGAUAGCUCUGGUAUAAUCCAAGUUAUUACAUCCUUUAGAUAGCAUAGAUUUGAUAAUUGUCCUACAUCAACAUAAUAACCAUGUAUGAGUGUAAGAGUGGUAAGAUGUGUGAGUGUGUGAAGGUUUGGAGAAGAAACUGUUUUUAUGAUGAGUGUGGUCUGUGUUUAAGGCCUAGGUGUGUGCUGAUACAUUUUGAGAAUUCAGAUUCAGAUUGACUGUGUGGAUUUUUGUAAUAAACACUGAUUGAUGCUG